This is a messenger RNA of Lachnellula hyalina, 1302 nucleotides long. RefSeq names its product Serine/threonine-protein phosphatase 2A activator (gene RRD2). The transcript has a single exon. The record is from RefSeq and is a predicted model, not a curated record. Gene Ontology annotation, molecular function: peptidyl-prolyl cis-trans isomerase activity; protein tyrosine phosphatase activator activity. Lineage: Eukaryota; Fungi; Ascomycota; Leotiomycetes; Helotiales; Lachnaceae. Gene Ontology annotation, cellular component: cytoplasm; protein phosphatase type 2A complex; nucleus. Gene Ontology annotation, biological process: mitotic spindle organization. The coding region runs from base 1 to 1302 and encodes 433 amino acids.
AUGCCUUCCACCAUAGAAACCCCUGAAAUACCGAAGGAAAACAACUCUGCAGGUAUUCCAGACCUACGGAAUCGUCUGCCAAAACUCCAGCCUCGUCGCCGACAAGCUCCUCCUUCAAACCCGCUCCCAGUGCCCGAGACUCCAAAUCUACCUUCCCCCCCACAACUCUCGUCAUUGAGCUUCCAGAAGCCCACGAGACGCAUUUUAUCGCGGGCCGAUCAUGAUCUCUUCCUUGCAUCUCCAACAUACAAGCUACUCUUGGCAUUUGUCUUCGGCCUCGCAGACUCCGUCGUUGACACACCUGUUUCCGCCCUCAAAGAUAAUGACCUAAGCCCGGCAGUUAAAACAAUCCUCAAAAUCCUUGACAACGUCCAAGAUGUAAUCAACAGAAGUCCACCAGAAGAACAGGGAGACUCCCGCUUUGGCAAUAAAGGUUUCCGGGACUUUGUUGACCUGGCGGCCGAAGAGCACUUCGGAUGGCACAAAGAACUUGGUAUCGAGUCGGAGGAGGCAAUAUCGGAGGUUUCAACAUACUUUUUGCAAGCAUUUGGAAACCGCACCAGAAUAGACUAUGGUUCUGGCCAUGAAUUAAAUUUCAUACUCUGGCUGCUAUGCCUAUACCAACUUGGCAUAAUCACACCCGCCGAUUUUCGACCCCUCGUCCUCAAAGUCUUUACUCGAUACCUUACGCUUAUGAGAGUCAUACAGUCAACAUAUUACUUGGAGCCAGCUGGCUCGCAUGGUGUUUGGGGGCUAGAUGACUACCAGUUCCUCCCCUUCUUGUUCGGCGCAUCGCAACUAUUGCACCACCCUUACAUUCGCCCUCUCUCAAUCCACCAAAAUCUCAUACUCGAACAAUAUGGAAAGGACUACCUGUACCUAGGACAGGUCAAUUUUGUGAACAGCGUCAAGAAUGUCGAGGGUCUGCGAUGGCACAGCCCGAUGCUAGACGACAUAUCAUCCGCGAAGUCCUGGGAGAAAGUCGAGGCAGGAAUGAGACGGAUGUUCGUUGCUGAAGUGCUCAAGAAGUUGCCAGUUAUGCAGCAUUUCUUAUUUGGCUCCCUUGUUCCUGCUGUAGAUAGCAUGAAUAAGGAAGAGGAGCUUGGCGUCCCAAGUGAAGAUCUGGAUCCUGAGGGAGGCGAGGUGGUUAUUAUGCAGGAUGGGAUGAGGCACGUUCACCAGAUGAAUAGCUGGGGUGACUGCUGUGGUAUCAAAGUACCGAGCAGCGUUGCUGCUGCGCAGGAGAUGAAAAAGAGGAUGGGUGGUGGAGGUAAUGGUUUGAGGAGAAUACCAUUCGAUUAG